This is a messenger RNA of Amphibalanus amphitrite, 3367 nucleotides long. RefSeq lists its product as uncharacterized. The record is from RefSeq and is a predicted model, not a curated record. The transcript is spliced from 3 exons. Lineage: Eukaryota; Metazoa; Arthropoda; Thecostraca; Balanomorpha; Balanidae. Bases 270 to 2270 code for a protein of 666 amino acids.
GAACGGCGAACGGCGGCGGCGGCGGCGGCGGAGCUCAGUCGCGCUGUGGGCCCCGCACGGGAAGGGUCUGUGUCUGUCUGUGCGCUGGACGCUGGCUGGCCGGUACAGAGUGGAGUGUGGAGUGUGAGAAGGACAGAGUGCUCCGACUCGGGACACACAUUGGAGGCUGUUUGGAUGCUGUAUCAGGCGGUACCAGGCCGGUGACGUCAGCGGUCCAGCGCCGCCGACCCGCCGUAGCUCGUCGCGACCUGACCUGACCUGACCCAGCCAUGACGCCGGACGCCUCCUCGGUGCUGGGCCAGGUCACCUGGUCCGAGGAGGUCAGCUCGCUCUUCGACCUGCUCAAGACUCACGAGCUUCCCCUUCUGGUGAAGGUGCACAAGGGCCAGUACCUGAACGUCGGACCCGGCGGCCUGUCCAGCCUGGGCGUCCACAGCACCCUCCUGCUGACCUCCGGAGGCAGGCGGCGGCGGCUCGUCGCCCAGGGCGUCAAGUUCAAAGACAACCGCCGGUUGGUGUCUGUUGGUCAAAAACUCCUCAUCCCCGACACCUUCGAGGGCUUCUUUGAGAUCCUCUCGGAGGAAGGCCGGUCGGUGCGAGCUAUAGAGAGUGUCGCUGAGCUGGCGCGUCUCUUCCCAGACUCAUGCAUCGUGCGCUGCAACUGCAAGGCAUACGUCUCCAAGUCAGACAGUGUGGAGACGAUCACCGAGCGAUCGCGUACCAUUCAGAGCGGCGAGACACUGGUCUUGGUUGGUGAGGUGUCCCGGCCACGCGGCAGGGGUCCGGCGCGCUUCCUCCGCUGUUUUGAUAGCUCCGGAGAGAACGUCUAUCUACCGCACGAGCAGAAGGCCAAGUUCAGCGCCGUGGCGAAAGAGGAGAGUAUCAGUGGGGUGCACAGCGUGGGGAACAUCCUCAACAAGAGGCUGCCGCUGAACGUGCGCCUGGUGAGCGGCCGGCCGGUGGACGCGCCGCGGCUCGGCGGAGGGUUCGUGCCCGAGCUGCGCGUGCACACUACCUACGAGGAUGAGUUGGUGGUGGCGCUGCCUCUUCACAAGGACAGCGUGGUGGUAACUCUACCCACCACCGCCCCGCUCCGACUUCAGGUGGCCACCAAUGGAGACGCGCUGGCGAAGAGCGUCGAGUUCGGUCGGCUGUGCGAUCGCGCUGCUCAGGUGUGGCUGCAUGGAGUCGACAGGAUGCAUCCCUUCGACAUCCCGCUGCCAAAGGACCCACGAUUUGACGCCAAGGCGAAGGCGGCGCCGCGACCGCGGGGCUUCCGGAGGUCCAUCUCGACACCCAUGUCACGCGUCACGCGUCGCCACAGCGGUCAGACGGUCGACGAAUACGACGAGAUCGACCAGAUCUAUGACUACGUGCGAGGCUUCGCGCCGAUGCCGCGGGACGCGCGAGCCGCUGCGCUGGGUCACUCCGCUCCUGAGCCAGCGCCGGCGGCUGCAGCACCGCGGCGGCCUCAGGCAACAUCAAACGCCACCCAGACCCCUCCCACGUCGCAACCUGCCCCAGCCCCGGCGCCGGCGCGAGUUUCAGACCAGCCGCCAGAGCCGCCGCCGAUCGAGACGAUUCCCUCUCGACGGCUGUCGCUGGCUGCGGUCAGGCCGUUCAACCUCCACCCGGGUGUGUUCUCUGCCCAGAAGGUGGUGCGGCCCGAGCCUCCGCCCGACAAUCGAGUCUCUGCCGAGAAGAGGGCGCGUGAGGCGGCCGUGGCGGCGGUACGGCAGGGAGAGCCUCGUCCGGCCGGAAACCUCUUCACCAAGAAUUGUAACGCGAGGGCGAACCAGCGCUUCGCGGCGCAUAGGAAUGGUGGAGGGAUGAACAAAAUCAGUAACGUCCACGCGGCGCUGCCGGACGCGGUCCGUUCGACGGUCCGCUCCACUGUGCGCUCAACAGGUCCCUCGCCGCUGUUUGACCUGCGCUACAAGUCGCUCACUAACCUGCUCAUGGACUUUGACACGCUUGAGUCGAGCAACUCUGGCGGCAAGACGUCAGGAGGCGACUCGGGCGACUCAGCCCUGCUCAAAGGCAAGAUCUCGGAGAAGAAGGUGCACAAGCUGACGCGACCCAAGUCGCUGACCAACCUGGUGUGGGACGCGCACGCGCCGCCCCCGGAGAUGUUCAACAAGCCGAGCAUCAUCACCGACCACGAGCGGAAGCUGCGGCUCGAGCCGGGAGUCUACACCCGGCGCAGCCACAACAUCCUGCUCAACAACAAGUACAACAACCUGAAGAAGAUCGGCACGCUGUACUUGUAGAGAUGACGGUAACUGCUCCUCUCUGUCGGCUGCAGAAGCGCCUGGUGCGUGAUCGGCGGCGACAAUUCGUGAUAUCAUUCGGUCAGCUCCGGAUCGGGUCAGGUCGGGUCAGCUCCAACCUGUCUGCGCUGGGAAGGACAGAGUGGUGGCUGGGUCGGUGGGAGUCGGCUGGAUGGGGUAGGGCGCCGCGCUGAGGCCUGCGCUGACGCCGUGUCGAGUCGCUGUGUGACCGACCUUGUGGUGACCGGCCGGCGUGACCUUACCGUGGGAGGUAACCGUGCCACUGGGAGCUGAACGGUGGAGAUCGCCGCUGGACUGGACCGCCGACCGGCCGAGCCUCGCUGCAGCGGCUCGCCAGGUCACACAGCUCGGCAUCGACCCCCAGUCCCAGUCUCACAGCCCCUGUCCCAGUACCCAGUCCCACAGCCCCUGUCCCAGGCCCAGUCCCAGUCCCAGUCCCGAAGGUCUCAGUCCCCGCUCAGCUCUGAAGUCUGGGCACGUGACCCAGCCCCGUUCCCGGGGACACUUGAGGGCUCGUCCGGCGCGUGCGGGCUCAGAACCCCGGCGCGGGCCGCGGGCUCAGAAGGUCUUUCGUUGUGCUUAUCGCGCGGCCGUGCGCCGCGGGUGAUACGUACGCCGUUUUGCGUUGUUCCCACAGUGGAUGUGUAUACGAUAAACCUGCCCGGAACUAUCGUAUGUGAGCGAUGGGAUGACAUUUACUCUUCCGUAGAGUUUUGUGGGUUGUGUAGAGAGGUGACGCGCUGCCAUCGACCAGAUGACAACGUGGUCAGACUACAUACAAUGGCGCGACGGAGACGAACACUGCGCUGGAGACGCUCAGCUAGAACACGGUCACAGGCGAAUCGUGUGUAGUCCAAUGUCCAGCCGUGGGAAAAGCGAGGGUCAAUCAUCAGCGAAAUGUUUGUGAUGUGAUGUGUCGUAUCACUCGAGUGUUUCUCCUUUCGUGUUGCCUCACUCGAGCGUGACCUGGGAUUAUGUUUCACGUGUGUGCGUGUGUGCGAGGUAAUUCACUGUACUCGUGUUAUGAUUCGGAUAUGCAUGUGCGAUUGUGCGAAAUAUAUGCUCGAGAAACAUUG